Messenger RNA from Caenorhabditis bovis, 1863 nucleotides. The record is from the annotation of a GenBank genome assembly. Lineage: Eukaryota; Metazoa; Nematoda; Chromadorea; Rhabditida; Rhabditidae.
AUGUCAACAUUUGUGUCAUUCAACGAGAGUUUUUGCGAUUCGGAAAACUGCAAACUGUCAAAAGGAUGGACGAGACGAGAUAUUUGCGAGUACAUCAAAUGCAACCCAGAUGCUUGUGAGGGCGGCGGUUAUCUUUUAUGGUCGCAAUACGUCGAAUGCCCUGAGAGUACGGCAGCAAGGGUUAUUCUAAUAAUCGUCGGCGUCUCUUAUAUGCUCGUCCUCUUUGUGAUGCUCAGCUCAGCAGCCGAUGACUUUUUUUCGCCGUCGAUUUCAUCGAUCGUCGCCCACUUGAAAAUCAGUGAAAGUGUUGCGGGGGUUACAUUCAUGGCGUUCGGAAAUGGAGCACCGGACGUUUUCGGAUCAGUUGCUUCGGUAUUGAGCAGUCCGAUUCCAAAAGCUGAUUUGGCUCUCGGAGAGUUGCUAGGUGGUGCAUUGUUCGUCACAACUAUGGUGGUGUCCACGAUUGUUCUCACAAGCCCAUUUGAUGUCGAGAUUAUAAGCACAUUUCGAGACUUGACGUUCUUCAUCAUAGCUCUCGCAUUCCUUUCUGUCUGUUUCAUUCUAUUCGAUCAUGUCGAAAUAUGGAUGCCUUUGAUAUUUCUUGGUUUGUACGUCAUCUAUGUGGCUACCGUCAUCGUCAUCGAGAUUCUUCAUCGUCGUCGACACAUUCCGCGACAUAUGAGCAGUGUUCGUUCUCGACAUAGUGUCGCACCGAUCCAUCGGAUGACUAUUAAUAAUGUUCCCGAAAUUCAAGUUAUUACAAAUGCAAUUGAUAAAUUAAAGGAGCAUGUCGAUGAAAAAGUGCAGCAACAGAAGAAGAGGCCGUCGUUUUUUGUUAGUGUCGACGACAUUUUCAACGGAAUCCAUCCGCAUGCAGGCUCGUUUCUUCCUGAUACAAUCGACGAAGGAGAAGAAGCUGAAGAUGAAGAGUUUGUGGUUUUGCAUAAUCAUGUAUUUCAAGGGCACGAAGCUCGAAGUCGAGCACAAAGUGAAGCUCCAAAACCUCGAAAAUUGAAUAAUUGGAGGAAUUUUGGCCUUCUAAUUGACGUUUGGGAGCAUUUGAAGCCGUAUCCAGAAUAUGACGAGUUUUUAGAAAUGAACAUUUUCUCGAAAGUUAUUACUAUCAUUAACGUUAUUCCGAUGUUGUUCUUCAAAUUGACAAUUCCUUUGAACGAAUUGAGCUGGUGCAAACCAUUGGCUCUCAUUCAUUGUGUUAUAUGCCCGCUUUUUUUAGUUUUCUCCGUUAAAGUUCUUACAGUUUCAAUAUUCCCUGGAAGUCCAGGAAUAUGGAUGUACGCUCUCAUAUUUUCUGCGGUUAUCUUUACAUUGGUAGCCGUUUUCACAAAACUUGGGGUUCAACCGCUCUACUACAAGGAGAUAUAUUCAUACAUCGGAUUUUUAAUGUCAAUUUCAUGGAUUUAUUUGAUUUCGUCAGAAGUUGUUAACGUUGUCACAAUGUUAGGAAUAGUUUCCAGAAUAUCAAGUGAAGUUCUCGGUCUCACAAUAAUGGCAUGGAGCAACAGUAUAGCCGACCUAAUUUCUGAUGUUUCUGUCGUAAAGCAGGGAUAUCCUCGAAUGGCUUUAGCUGCCGCUAUUGGCGGCCCACUAUUCAAUCUCCUCAUGGGAUUCGGAUUACCGUUUACAAUUGCGAAACUUCAAGGAAAAUACAUUUCGAUGAUCAUCAACCCGACCUACCGUCUUUUGAUGUUAUUUGUGGGAAUCUCCUUAUUAGUCACGUUCAUAGGGAUAAUAAUUCAAAGAUUUCGACUUACCCGCCCGCAUUCAAUAAUUCUCAUAACGGUCUAUAUUUCUUUUGUUAUAUUUUUAAUUCUAGAAGCAACUGAUGUUCUCGUCUGGAACUAA